Molecule: messenger RNA, 1076 nt
Organism: Osmia bicornis bicornis
Lineage: Eukaryota; Metazoa; Arthropoda; Insecta; Hymenoptera; Megachilidae
Gene: Uch-L5
Product: ubiquitin carboxyl-terminal hydrolase isozyme L5
Exons: 6
Coding region: 49-984 (311 amino acids)
Biological process (GO): protein deubiquitination; ubiquitin-dependent protein catabolic process
Cellular component (GO): cytoplasm
Molecular function (GO): cysteine-type deubiquitinase activity
Source: RefSeq, a predicted model, not a curated record
GGGUUAAAAAAGGAAAUAUCUUUUCAAAUUGUGAUAAAUCAAGAAAACAUGGCGGACUCAGCGGGGAAUUGGUGUCUUAUCGAAAGUGAUCCUGGAGUUUUCACCGAAUUAAUAAAGAAUUUAGGUGUUAAAGGAGCUCAAGUGGAAGAAUUAUGGAGUUUGGAUGAUGAACAAUUCGAUAAUUUAAAGCCUAUACAUGGUUUGAUAUUUUUAUUCAAAUGGGUGCAAGAUGAUGAACCUUCUGGAAAUAUUGUUUUAGACAAUAGACUGGACAAAAUAUUUUUUGCAAAACAGGUGAUUAAUAAUGCUUGUGCAACUCAAGCAAUAUUAAGUGUAUUAUUAAAUUGUAAACAUUCUGAUAUAUCAUUGGGGCCAAAUUUGGAGGAAUUCAAAAACUUUUGUCAAAGCUUUGAUGCCAACAUGAGAGGACUUGCUCUUAGUAAUUCUGAUGUGAUAAGAGAAGUGCAUAAUUCUUUUUCAAGGCAAACAGUGUUUGAAUACGAUUCAAAGCAAGCAUCUAAAGAUGAUGAUGUAUUUCACUUUGUUAGCUACGUACCAAUUGACGGACGACUAUAUGAGUUAGAUGGAUUAAAAGAUGGACCAAUGGAUUUAGGUCCGUGUCCGCCUGGGGAUCAAUGGGUUCAAGCAGCGAAACCUAUAAUACAAAAAAGAAUAAAUAAGUACAACGAAGGAGAAAUACAUUUUAAUUUAAUGGCAAUAGUAACGGAUAGAAAAACACUUUACGAGCGACAAAAAGCUAAUAUUUGCGAUCCAGCAGAGUUAGAGCGCUUGCAGACGUUAAUUGAAAAGGAAAUUCGAAAAUCUAAAAGAUAUCAGAUCGAAAAUAUUCGAAGAAAGCAUAACUAUUUGCCAUUAAUAAUGGAGUUACUUAAAAUGCUCGCUAAAGAAGGUAAACUGGUACCAUUGUAUCAAAGAGCAAAAGAAAAGGCAUUGGAGAAAGAAUCCAAGAAGAAUAAAGUUUAAACGGUAAUUUUGCGAAGGUAUGAGGAAAACGAUGGAAUGUAUGUAUAAUGUAUAAACAUCGGUAAAUAAAUAAUAAUGGUAUCUUUUUAAAA